This is a messenger RNA of Phaeodactylum tricornutum CCAP 1055/1, 945 nucleotides long. RefSeq lists its product with no specific name. The transcript has 2 exons. NCBI's taxonomy places the organism in Eukaryota, Bacillariophyta, Bacillariophyceae, Surirellales, Neidiaceae. The annotation marks the transcript as partial. Gene Ontology annotation, molecular function: acid phosphatase activity. The record is from RefSeq and is a predicted model, not a curated record.
GGAGAGACCCCACCGUACGUCUUUUGGACUCCUCCGCUACCAAACACGCCGACGUCCUUGGCUUUGGUCGGCGAUUUGGGCCAAACCGAAAAUAGUACCCGAACCAUGGGACAUAUUUGGCGUUCGACGCAUCAGAACUCUAGAUACUUGAGUGGAAAACUCCCACCCGUAUCACAGCUUUUGAUCGCCGGGGAUAUGUCGUAUGCCGACUCGGAUCCGUACCGAUGGACGUCUUGGAUGGAACUGAUGGAACCCUUGACACGUAGUCUUCCCUUACACGUCGCGGCUGGCAACCACGAAAUCGAAUGUAACACGGACUCAAACGAUAUCUUUAGCUGCUCAACUCCCAGUGCUUUCCAAGGCCAAUACAACUACGGGAACUCUUUCUAUUCGUACGAUCACGGGUCGGCCAAGAUUGUUGUCCUGAAUUCAUAUACCAAUGCAACCGAAGGUUCAGCGCAGUACGAAUGGACGCAAGCGGAGCUGAGGAGCACAAAUCGUACACGUACACCCUGGCUGAUUGUAUCGUUUCACUCUCCUCUGUACACGACUUUUUUGGGCCAUGUGAACGAAAUAGAAGCAGUCAACAUGAAACAGGCUAUGGAGCCCUUAUUCUGUCUUUACGGCGUCAAUCUAGUCAUUUCUGGUCAUGACCAUGCCUACAUGCGAACGCACUCGCUGUACGAAGACUCCGUCGACACCGAAGGCCGGUCUCCAAUAUAUCUUACCUUAGGAGCUGGCGGAAACCGGGAGCAGCAUUCCGCUGGCUAUCGACAAGAUGAGCCCGAAACUUGGGUGGCUCAUCGGACGUUGGAAGAUUUCGGGUAUGGGCAUCUGUUCCUAGCCAACGCGACUCACGCCCAAUUUCGUUGGAUUCGGGACGGCACGUCCUCUUUCGGUGUGAACGACCAGGUUUGGAUUAAGAAUGCCCACGUCCUUUCUUAG